This is a messenger RNA of Saccostrea cuccullata (small rock oyster), 1442 nucleotides long. Its product is annotated as baculoviral IAP repeat-containing protein 7-like. The coding region runs from base 108 to 1103 and encodes 331 amino acids. Gene Ontology annotation, molecular function: cysteine-type endopeptidase inhibitor activity involved in apoptotic process; ubiquitin protein ligase activity. Gene Ontology annotation, cellular component: cytoplasm; nucleus. Gene Ontology annotation, biological process: negative regulation of apoptotic process; positive regulation of protein ubiquitination; regulation of cell cycle. Lineage: Eukaryota; Metazoa; Mollusca; Bivalvia; Ostreida; Ostreidae. The transcript is spliced from 8 exons. The record is from RefSeq and is a predicted model, not a curated record.
UUUCCUGGCAACUUUCUGUUUCAUUUUAAUCAAUGAUGAAAAAAUCGGUAAAUACCCUUUACAUUCCAGAAUCUGCAAGAUUUAUGGAGGUUUUAUAAAUAUUUGCCAUGUCAGCACAGAUAACGGAGGAGGAAUUUUUAAAGCUUCGUCAUGACUCGGAGCGUCGGCUUCAGACAUUUUAUGAUCACUGGCCAACCUCCAAAGACUACCUGAAUAAAGAAGAGUUUGUGAGACAAGGAUUUUAUUGUGUAGGACAUGGAGACCGGGUGAGAUGUACAUAUUGCCGAGGCUACCUCAGUGACUGGGAACCGAAUGAUGACAUUUUAUUAGAACACAGAAAACACUUUCCUAAAUGUCCGUUCAUUAUAUCACCGUAUAAGUUUCCAGAGUUUCGAGACUUUUCUAGUCGCUUGGAGUCUUUCAGUGAUUGGCCUGCACAGUUUUCACAGAAGAAAGAAGAUUUAGCACGGGCUGGGAUGUUUUAUCUUGGGAAAGGGGACCAGACUAAGUGCUUCUGGUGUAAUGGAAUUCUGGCGGACUGGGAACCAGGUGACAUACCUAUACUGGAACACAGGAAGUGGUUCAAACACUGUCAGUGGCUAGAGGUCAUCAAGACGGAACCAUUCUUUGUCAAUGCUGAAAAAGCAGGCAAGGAAAAAUCAAAAGACCAUACUUGUACAAAGGACGCUAGGAGUAAAUAUUUAUUGGUUUCAUUUCGUCAUACAGCGGCCCAGGAAUCCUCUUCUCCAGAACAAAUGGCCAGACAGAUUGGAUUUUCACCCGAUAUUAUCAGCAAGGCAGCUAAAAAGUGUGGUGGUCCAUUUGAUGUGGAGACACUAGUCAAGGCCAUCCUGGAUUUAGAUGAAAUUAAAACAGAGGAGGUCAAACAGACUCCAACAGAAAAACACCUUGAUAUGAAAUGCCUGAAGCAGUCUUUGCAGUCCUUUGAUCCAAGCUGUAAAAUCUGUUUUGAUUCUGACUUUAACACUGUAUUCCUGCCCUGUGGACAUUUAAUGUGUUGUGAAGACUGUGCCAAGACAAUCAAAAUAUGUCCAAUGUGCAGAUCCACCAUUACCAUGGCAAAGAAGGUCUUUCUUCAGUAAUGGCAUUCCUAAACAAAGAUAGUUUUUAAUACUGCAAAGAAAAUUUACUUGUACCUCAAAGAAGGUCUGUCUUCAGGAAUGACUUAUUCCUCAGCAGUGAUAGUCAUUUACAGUCAAGCCUCUUUAUUUUGAAUUCAAUGGAACCCCCCAAAAAGUUCUGAGAUUUCAGAGAAUUUGAGAUAUGGAGGGUAAAAUGCUUAUGAAAUAUGAGAUAGUGAGAUUCUUUAACAUAUCUAACUGUGUAAACAAUUCAAAAAUGUUAUAUGUACCAUGACAAGAAAGGGUUUACUUUAAUCAGUGAUACCCAAGUAGUAUAAUCACAAUCACUAUAAAAUAGUU